Acanthosepion pharaonis is the source of this 3804-nucleotide messenger RNA. The record is from the annotation of a GenBank genome assembly. Lineage: Eukaryota; Metazoa; Mollusca; Cephalopoda; Sepiida; Sepiidae.
AUGAUCGACAUUUUUUUCUCUCGCUCUCUCUCUCUCUUUCGAUUUUGUCUUCAAGUUUCUAUAGACCCUGUUCCCAUCUAUCUAUCUGAUUGUGUUCCUAUCUAUCUAUCUAUCUAUCUAUCUAUCUAUCUAUCUUAUUUUGUUCUUAUCUAUCUAUCUAUCUAUCUAUCUAUCUAUCUAUCUAUCUAUCUCAUUGUGUUCCUAUCUAUCUAUCUAUCUAUCUAUCUAUCUAUCUAUCUAUCUCAUUGUGUUCCUAUCUAUCUAUCUAUCUAUCUAUCUAUCUAUCUAUCUAUCUAUCUAUCUUAUUUUGUUCUUAUCUAUCUAUCUAUCUAUCUAUCUAUCUAUCUAUCUAUCUAUCUAUCUAUAUAUAUAUAUGUUCUUUUCUCACUCAUUCAACCAAAAUUACAUUUUGUCUCGUACCAUUUUCUGCGCAUAUCUUUCAAAUCGCCUUUAAUUUUUGUCUCGUUCCUUCCGCCAUCUUUCUUUUUAAUCGAAAUCCCACAACGUCUUUCAUUUCAAUCCCCCAGCGUCUUUAUUUAUUUUUUUUUGCUUCAUUCGUCCAACGUCUUUCUUUUUUGUCUCGUUACUUCAACUGUCAUUCUUUUUUUACGGUCUCGUUCCUACAACUACCUUUGUUCUUUGUCCCGUUCCUUCAAAUGCCUUUCUUCUUUGUUUCGUUGCUUCAAAUGCCUUUCUUCUUUGUCUCCUUCAUUCAACUGCCUUUCUCCUUUGUCUCCUUCAUUCAACUGCCUUUCUUCUUUGUCUCGUUCCUUCAACUGCCUUUCUUCUUUGUCUCGUUCCUUCAAAUGCCUGUCUUCUUUGUCUCCUUUAUUCAACUGCCUUUCUUCUUUGUCUCCUUCAUUCAACUGCCUUUCUCCUUUGUCUCGUUCCUUCAACACUCUGUCUUCUUUGUCUCUUUCCUUCAAAUGCCUGUCUUCUUUGUCUCCUUUAUUCAACUGCCUUUCUUCUUUGUCUCCUUCAUUCAACUGCCUUCCCUCUUGGUCUCGUUCCUUCAACUGCCUUUCUUCUUUACCUCGUUCCUUCAACACCCUUUCUUCUUUGUCUCGUUCAUUCAACUGCCUUUCUUCUUUGUCUCGUUCAUUCGUUCAUUUUUUGUCUCGUUCCUUUCUUUUUUUUGUCUUGUUCAUUCAACACUCUUUCUUCUUUUGUCUCCUUCCUUUUCUUUCUUCUUUGUCUCGUUCUUGUUCAUUCUUUUGUCUCUCAUUCAACUUCUUUCUUUUUUGUCUCGUUCCUUCAAUUGCCUUUCUUCUUUGUCUUGUUCAUUCAACACUCUUUCUUCUUUGUCUCCUUCAUUCAACUGCCUUUCUUCUUUGUCUCGUUCAUUCAACUGCCUUUCUUUUUUGUCUCCUUCCUUCAACUGCCUUUCUUCUUUGUCUUGUUCUUUCCACGUCAUUUCUUCUCUGUUUCGUUCCUUCGACACCCUUUCUUCUUUGUCUCUUUCCUUCAAAUGCCUUUCUUUGUCUCUUUCCUUCAAAUGCCUUUCUUUGUCUCUUUCCUUCAAAUGCCUUUCUUUGUCUCUUUCUUUCAACUGCCUUUCAUUGUCUCGUUCCUUCAACUGCCUUUCUUCUUUGUCUUCUUCCUUCACCUGUCUUUCUUCUGUGUCUCUUUCCUCCGCCCGUCUUUCGUUUUUUUUUCAUUCCUUCAACAGUCGUUUUUUUCGUCUCAAUCCAUCAACGUUUUUCUUUUUCGUCUCAUUCCUUCAAUCAUCUCUUUUUUUUCUUUCAUUCCUUCACCGUAGUUCUUUUUUAUCCUGCUCCUUCCACCGUCUUUCUUUUUCGUUUCGUUUCUUCAACCUUCUUUAUUUUUAGUCACAUUCCUUCAAUCUUCUUUCUUUUUUUUCUUUUAUUUCUUCGCCGUUUUUAUUUUUAUUUUCAAUCUCUCAUCAUCUUUCUUUUUAUUCCAAUUCUUUCAAACGUCUUUCUUUUUUCUUUCAUUCCUUCAAUCUUUUUUCUUUUAACUUUCAUUGUUUCAACCCUCUUUCUUUCUUGUUUCAUUCCUUCAACCGUCUUUCUUUGUUGUUUCAUUCCUUCAAAAAUCUUUCUUUUUUCUUCUGCUACUACAAACGUCUUUCUUUCUUGUUUCAUUCCUUCAACCGUCUUUCUUUUUUGUUUCAUUCUUUCAAUCUUCUUUAUUUUUGUUUUAUUUGUUCGAGCGUUUUUCUUUUUAUUCUCAAUCACUCAACGUCUUUCUUUUUAUUCGAAUUCCUUCAAACGUUUUUCUUUUCUUGUUUCAUUCCUUCAACAGUCUUUCUUUUUUUUUCAUUCCUCCAAAAAUCUUUCUUUUUUCUCAUGCUACUUGAAACGUCUUUGUUUCUUUCUUUUUUUUUUUUUUGCUUUGUUCCUUCAUCUGACUUUCAUUUUUGUUUCAUUCCUUCAACCGUCUCUCUUUUCUGCUUCAUCAGUUCAAAAAUCUUUCAUUUUUCUCCUGCUGCUUCAAAUGUCUUCCUUUUUUGUUUCAUUCCUUCAACCGUCUUUCUUUUUGCUUCAUUCCUUCAAAAAUCUUACUUUUUUCUCCAUCUACUACAAACGUCUUUCUUUCUUGUUUCGUUCCUUCAAACCUCUUUCUUUCUUGUUUAAUUCCUUCAAGCGUCUUUCUUUUCUGCGUCAUUCAUUCAAAAAUCUUUCUUUUUUUUUCUCUUGCUGCUUCAAACGUCUUUAUUUCUUGUUUCUUUAUUUCAACCGUCUUUCUUUUUUGUUUAAUUCCUUCAUCUGUCUUUCUUUUUUGCUUCGUUCCUUCAACCGUCAUUUUUUGUUUCAUUCCUUUAAAAAUCUUUCUUUUUUUCUCCUGCUACUUGAAACGUCUUUCUUUUUUGUUUCGUUCCUUCAACCGUCUUUUUUGGGUUUCAUUCCUUCAAUUUUCUUUCUUUUUGUUUCAUUCCUUCAAUUUUCUUUCUUUUUCUUUCAUUCCUUCAAACGUCUUUCUUUUUUGUUUCAUUCUUUAAACGUCUUUCUUUUGUUUCAUUCCUUCAAUUUUUUUCUUUUUGUUUCAUUCCUUCAAACGUCUUUCUUUUUUGUUUCAUUCUUUAAACGUCUUUCUUUUGUUUCAUUCCUUCAUUUUUCUUUCUUUUUCUUUCAUUCCUUCAAUUUUCUUUCUUUUUCUUUCAUUCCUUCAAUCGUCAUUCUUUUUUGUUUCAUUCCUUCAUUUUUCUUUCUUUUUUGUUUCAUUCCUUCAAAUUUCUUUCUUUUCUUUCAUUCCUUCAAACGUCUUUCUUUUUUGUUUCAUUUAUUCAAUUUUCUUUCUUUUUCUUUCAUUCCUUCAAUUUUCUUUCUUUUUCUUUCAUUCCUUCAUUUUUCUUUCUUUUUGGUUUCAUUCCUUCAUUUUUCUUUCUUUUUCUUUCAUUCCUUCAAUCGUCAUUCUUUUUUGUUUCAUUCCUUCAUUUUUCUUUCUUUUUUGUUUCAUUCCUUCAUUUUUCUUUCUUUUUCUUUUAUUCCUUCAAUUUUCUUUCUUUUUCUUUCAUUCCUUCAAUCGUCAUUCUUUUUUGUUUCAUUCCUUCAUUUUUCUUUCUUUUUGUUUCAUUCCUUCAUUUUUCUUUCUUUUUCUUUCAUUCCUUCAAUCGUCAUUCUUUUUUGUUUCAUUCCUUCAUUUUUCUUUCUUUUUGUUUCAUUCCUUCAAUCUUCUUUCUUUUUGCUUCAUUCCUUCAAACGUCAUUCUUUUUUAUUCCAUUCCCUCAAUUUUCUUUCUUUUUGUUUCAUUCUUUCAAACAUCUUUCUUUUUAGUCUCAUUCCUUCAACCAUCUUCCCUUUUUGCUCCUAUCAUUACACUUUGCCUUCUUCGACAGUGUGA